AUGCAGCAGAAUGGUGCAAUUCCACCCGGACAGCCAUCUCCAGAUGCACCGUUUGCCCAGUUCUUCCAGCAAAUGAUGCAGCAGCAGCAGAUCUUCAUGCAACAGCAACAGCAGCAGCUAAUGCACCAACAGCAGGAAUUCUUCAGGAACGUUUUGUCGUCGAUACAGGUCCAGGUCCCAUCAAACCCGGAAAUAAUUCUCGAUUCACUGGCGAAUAACAUAAAGGAAUUCCACUACUGCCCGGAAGAAAACAUCACUUUCACUGCCUGGUAUGCUCGUUACGAUGAUCUUUUUGAAAAAGAUGCCGCACGACUAGAUGAUGAAGCAAAAGUUCGUUUGCUUAUGCGGAAAAUGGGAACGGCGGAACAUGAACGAUACAUCAGCUUCAUUCUGCCAAAAGCUCCGAAAGAUUUCCCAUUCACAGCGACAGUCAAAAAACUGAAAUCGCUAUUCGGUGCUGGUGAAUCUGUCAUCAGUAAGCGUUAUCGUUGUCUUCAAAUAGCGAAGCAGCCGUCGGAAGAUUUCGUCACAUAUGCAUGCCGAUUAAACAAAACCUGCGUCGAAUUCGAGCUCAGCAAACUUACAGAGGAGCAGUUUAAGUGUCUUAUGUUUGUAUGCGGGCUUAAGUCGGAGGAAGAUAGUGAGGUGCGUACACGACUCCUUUCCAAGAUCGAGGAGCAUAACGACGUUACCCUGGAGCAUCUUUCGGAAGACUGCCAACGGUUGAUGUGUUUAAAACGGGACACGGCAAUGAUAGAAUCAACACCGACGUCCACAGUUCAGUAUAUCGGUCGGAAACAGCAGUUCUCAAAUCGUCCGGCAAAACCUUCAGUACAUUCUGGCAGCAGUGCCGAAACCAUACCAGCUACGCCUUGUUGGUAUUGCGGCGCAAUGCACUUCGUCAAAGAUUGCAAUUACAAAAGUCACGAAUGCGAAGAGUGCGGUAUCAUCGGGCACCGUGAAGGUUAUUGUUCUAGUGUAAAACAAAAUCGCAAAGCAACACACCGUAAACGCCAGCAGCCAGAGAGGUACGAGACAAAAGCAGUAAAUCUAUCAUUGAAUGCAGCAAACAAUAGGCGCCGGUACGUACAGUCGCAGCUCAACGGUGUGGAAGUGCAGCUUCAGUUGGACACUGGGUCCGACGUCAGUAUUGUUUCAAAACAAACGUGGGAGAGAAUAGGCAGACCACCAACAUCACCUGCUAGGAAAAAAGUAAUGACAGCAACAGGAGAUCCACUGCCGUUCCUGUUCAAAUUUGAGUGUGAUAUCUGCGUUAAUAAUAUUCAUCAGCAAGGACAGUUUUAUGUUGUGAAGCAACCAGUUCAUCUUCUUGGCAAUGAUUUGCUCGAUGCGUUCUCGUUAUGGACAGAACCGAUCAGUGAAUAUUGCAACAAAAUUGUUAGCCAAACACAGCGCACUCAACAGUUCUACUCCAGGAAAAAGAUCACCAGCAGACAUCAUAUCCAGAACCGAUUUGGAAAAGCUUCGUCCACCGUUAAUAAUCGAAAAAGUGACACUGGAGUAAAUCGUCAGUACAGUAGAGGUGAUUAUGUGUACACUAAAAUUUUUAUCAAAAAUCAAUGGCACUGGACAUCAGGCAAAAUUUUGGAACGUGUUGGUCAUGUAAUGUAUAAUGUUUUGGUAAACGAUCGCAAGCUGGUACGGUCUCACAUAAAUCAAAUUCGAGAUUGUAACACACACAUGUCAAAGAAACAUAAGCAGCUACCGCUCAGUAUCCUGCUAGAUGAUUGGAACACCAGCAUUCCCGCUAGUGUCAAUUCGCCAACACAGUCUACACAGUAA
This is a messenger RNA of Sabethes cyaneus, 1803 nucleotides long. RefSeq lists its product as uncharacterized. The coding region runs from base 1 to 1803 and encodes 600 amino acids. The transcript has a single exon. The record is from RefSeq and is a predicted model, not a curated record. Lineage: Eukaryota; Metazoa; Arthropoda; Insecta; Diptera; Culicidae. Gene Ontology annotation, molecular function: aspartic-type endopeptidase activity. Gene Ontology annotation, biological process: proteolysis.